GCGUCCGGACCUCGGCGGCUUCGGGAGACGGCGGUCGUCAUGAUGGCUCAGGGCGGCCUGGUAGCCAACCGAGGCCGGCGAUUCAAGUGGGCUAUUGAGUUGAGCGGGCCCGGCGGAGGCAGCAGGGGCCGAAGUGACCGGGGCAGCGGCCAGGGAGACUCAUUGUACCCAGUCGGUUACUUGGACAAGCAAGUGCCGGAUACCAGCGUGCAGGAGACGGACCGGAUCCUGGUGAAGAAGCGCUGCUGGGACAUCGCCUUGGGUCCCCUCAAACAGAUUCCCAUGAAUCUCUUCAUCAUGUACAUGGCAGGCAACACCAUCUCCAUCUUCCCUCCUAUAAUGGUAUGCAUGAUGGCUUGGCGGCCUAUCCAGGCACUCAUGGCCAUCUCAGCCACUUUCAAGAUGCUAGAGAGUUCAAGCCAGAAGUUUCUUCAGGGUUUGGUCUAUCUCAUUGGGAACCUGAUGGGUUUGGCACUGGCUGUUUACAAGUGUCAGUCCAUGGGGCUGCCUCCAAAGAGAAUGGAAUUCAGUGGUGGAGGACUUGUUUUGUGA
Molecule: messenger RNA, 552 nt
Organism: Perognathus longimembris pacificus (Pacific pocket mouse)
Lineage: Eukaryota; Metazoa; Chordata; Mammalia; Rodentia; Heteromyidae
Product: ER membrane protein complex subunit 4-like
Exons: 1
Coding region: 40-552 (170 amino acids)
Biological process (GO): protein folding in endoplasmic reticulum
Cellular component (GO): EMC complex
Source: RefSeq, a predicted model, not a curated record